AUGCCGCUGGAUUGGGAGUGGGGCCUUCUGCCUCUUAGCUCCCUCAACCCUCCAACUGAAGAAGCCAAGCAACGCUUCCCUCGCAUCGCGGCGGAGCAGCGAGGCCCUCCCCGGAACCGGACUCUAGACAAAGAGGACCCGGAUCCUUACGUCCACUGGACCGACCUUAAGAUGGGCCGGACUCACACUCCACGCCCCGACGCUCCCUCAGCCAGCACCAACCCGCAGGUCCACGAACACGUGGUUCCGCUGCAGGCCGAGGUCGGCCAUGAAUUCCUGGAGAAGCUUACCUCCCAGGAGAAGAGAAAAGCUCCGGCACCGGAAGCUGGCUCUAGCGAGGUUCCUCCCGCCAAGCGCCCCAAGAAGAAGCCCUCUAAGAGGCAUUAUGUGAGGCGAGAGAUGCCGACUUCUGCCGGCCCGGCGCUCAAGAUUUCCAAGAGCGCUGCCAGCAUGCCUCCGGAAAGCUCCGAAGAUGCCGCAAGGCCUUCGCCUCCUCCUCAACAAAGUCCGGUGCCUUCUGGCGCCGGCAACUCUUCUGCCUCCCCUCUGGGGGGCACAGCAAGUGCAGGGCGCGCGGCCCCUACACCGCUAGAUUACCGCGCGGAGGAAGACAUCGUCUCCCCUCCUGAGAACCGAGACACCGGCGCCAGCAACACCGGCGCCGAUACUGAAGAUGCCGGGCGGGCGGAACCUCAGGUUCCUCUCGUCCCAAAAGAAAAGAAGAAGAAGAAGACUUCCGCUUCCUCCCCCUCUACGUCUGUGCCGGAAACUUCCGCGCCGGGCGCGCCUGAUGCCUCCGCGCCGCCCAAGCCUACUACCAUGCCUCCUCCAGCGAGUUCAGCCGGAGGUUCCAGCGCGGCCAAGCCUCCAACACCGCCGCCAAGCCAAGAGCCCGUUGUGGCCAAAACUAAGCCGACGCCGCCGUCAGAAGGCGCCAAACUGCGCGUGUCGGAACCUUUUAAGGCGAAGGCAACGGCUUCCAGCCCGCAGUCGCUGGUGCUACACUCCGGCCCCGCCGUUGUCGUGGCUGGAGAGAGAGCUACCGGCCUCCUUGGCCGGAUUACAGAGCUGAAGCGCGAGGGCAAGGAGCUGGGGCACUUGCUUGAUUACGCUGAGAAGUGGAAUCAGGCCGACGUGUCCGCGGCUACGCGCGGUGUGGGGAAGGACCGGCUUCCUAUCAUAGACCCGGCCGGCCCCCGAUGCACUGAAGAGCAUUUCAUCCGGCUGAAGCGCGCCGUGAAGGAAUUCGACAACGCGUGGCAUGAUGUCACCAGCAAUGCGGUGCCAUUCCGGAAGCCUCCCUUGAGGCCCUCAAGACUCAGAUUGUCAACCUCCAAGGUACUGUUUUUUCUCCGGUUACAUUAUCUUUCCGUGCUUUACCGGUUUUGUUCAAACUUCUUCCUCCGUGUUUCAGUUGAAAAGGAGCAGCUCCUCCGGGACCACCAGACGGCCUUGGAUGCCCAGAAAACUAUUUCCAGGGAGCUCAAGGAGCAAGCCAUGCAAGCCGCUGUCCAGCACAGCCAAGAGCUGAAGGAUGCCAAGGCAGCAGCCGAGGCCAGGCUGGCGGAGGUCGUGGAUGAUUCCGCGAACUCCACUGCAGUGCUGAGGGCAGAGCUGGAGGAAAUGGGCAAGUUCCGGAAGGCUGCCGAGGACCAGGUCGCCCGCUUAACCGCGGAACAGAAGGAGUAUGAUGAGUUGGUGCACGCGGAAAAGAAAGUGUCGGAUCGCCGGAUUGCACAGCAAUUCCGGGAUCUUGCCACGCCUUGGGAUCCUUAUGAUCACUUGGUUGCCCUUUCUGCCCGCGUCCAGCAUAUGCGCGCUGUGGACCGGCAUCUUGCCGACCUGCCUGACAUAGCGAUCCAGCUCUAUAAGGAUGCUCCCACCGACACGGAUCCGGUCCUCACCGCGAAGCGGAAGGACCGUGCCUACCGGAUCGUGGAGUACGCUUCGGUUCGCACCUUUAUUCCCCCACCUCCUGGAGUCGAAGAUUGGCUCAACAACGAAGGAGAAGAGGAGGAGGAGGAAGAAGAGGAUGCCGGAGAUGCGCCCCCGGAAGCUCCAAGGGCCAGUGAUGCUCCCCCUGAAGCCCCCGUUGCUUGA
Lolium perenne is the source of this 2100-nucleotide messenger RNA. Lineage: Eukaryota; Viridiplantae; Streptophyta; Magnoliopsida; Poales; Poaceae. The record is from RefSeq and is a predicted model, not a curated record.